Messenger RNA from Polistes canadensis, 1541 nucleotides. Its product is annotated as tRNA:m(4)X modification enzyme TRM13 homolog. The transcript is spliced from 6 exons. The record is from RefSeq and is a predicted model, not a curated record. The coding region runs from base 89 to 1327 and encodes 412 amino acids. Gene Ontology annotation, biological process: tRNA methylation. NCBI's taxonomy places the organism in Eukaryota, Metazoa, Arthropoda, Insecta, Hymenoptera, Vespidae.
CACCUGCGCCAUAUCAUUGAGACUACGCUUAAGUUUAUAACAAUAAUUAAAUAUUUAUAUAUAUAUAUAUAAAUUUAAAAAAUUGAUCAUGGAAGAGGAAGAGUCGAGGUGUAUGUAUUUUGUAAAACGAAAAAAUCGAUAUUGUCGUAUGACCGUUAAAAAAGGUAACAAAUUUUGUGGAGAACAUCAACAGGAUUCAUUCAAUUCCAACGAUAUAGAAAUUAUUGAAAAUUGUAAGAAAAGGAUACAAUGUCCUCUUGAUCCUACUCAUACAUGUUAUCAAUCAAAGUUAUCUAAACAUUUGACGAUAUGCAAUGCCCGAAAGAUGUUAGAUGCUCGACCAGCAUAUAUAAUUAAAAAUAUUAAUUUAGAUAAUGAAACGGAAGAAAUAUCAAGACUUUUACCUCUUUCUCAACUUGAUAUUUCUGUUGUAGAUAAUAUAAUAUUAAGAAUUAACGAAGCUUAUGAAAAAUUAACGGAAAUUCCAAAUGUUGUAUUACAUCACGAUAUAUUAACAAAUACAUUGAAUGUUUCAUCCUGUGGUAAAUAUGGUAAAAAGCAUUUAACACAAAAUUCAUCUUUGCUGGCACAUUUAGAAAAAGCUGAACUUGUAAAUAAUAAUACUUGUUACAUUGAGUUUGGAGCUGGAAAAGGUGAUUUAACUUACUGGUUAGCACAAGUUGCAAAAGAAAAACAAGAUUCUUGUAUAUUGUUAGUAGAUCGUUCGAGUCAUAGGCACAAAAAUGAUAAUAAACUUAAAAAAGAACAACAUAAUAUUUAUGUUAAACGAAUACGCGCCGAUAUAGCAGAUUUACAACUUGGUAGUAUUCCAGAAAUCAAACAUUUUGUCAAUAAAGUUGGAAUUGCUAAACAUCUAUGCGGCACCGCGACAGAUCUUGCUAUACGAUGUUUGACCCAAGCAAUAGAUAAUAAAUCUAUUGGCAGUAAUUAUGGAUUAGUCAUAGCUUUCUGUUGCCAUCAUAAAUGUGAAUAUAAAUCCUAUAUUGGUAAAGAAUAUUUGAAAAAAUGUAAAUUCCUUCCAAACGAAUUUCCAAUUUUAUGUAGCAUAGCUAGUUGGGCGACUUGUGGGUUUAAUAUAAAAAAUGAUACUGAAUUAAAGAAUGAAAAUGAAACAACAAGAUCUAAUGAAAAAAGCAUGGAUUCUGUUGAACGACAAUUAAUUGGUUACAAAGUUAAGACAUUAUUAAAUUGGGGACGUUUAGAAUAUUUAAAAAGCAUUGGCUUUGAAGGUUCAUUAUUUCGUUACAUUUCAUCAGAAGUUUCCUUAGAGAACGUGUGUAUCGUUGCAAAAUAUUCUGUCAGAUAAUAAAUAAUCUUAAUUGCUGAAAUAAAUAAUUUGAUAUAUUAUGUAUUAAUUAAUAAAAACAAUGAAAAUCUCUAUUUUAUCUACUGUUACUCAUGCAACUCGGGCUUUUCUCAUUGGUUGUCAAUUGUAAACCGGACAAAAAUGACGUGUUUAUAAAUAUACAUAUAAAUAGGUUAAGUUAAUUUUUAAUUGAUUAAGGAUUAAAAAUAAAGUU